CUCAAUAGUUUGUUUUUUUUUUUUAAUUUCUUUUCCUUCAAUUUUUGACAGCCACCGUUUCCAGCCUUCCUCCUCCAUGUCACGCCGUCCAGUAUCCCUCUCCAUCAAAUAAAGUAUCAAUUUCUUUCCCUGUCUCAUCAAGUCUCGAUUCUCACCCUUGGUUUUGUUCAUUUGGCUACCUUCUCUCACGUUUCUCUUCGAUUUCUUCCACUCAAUCUCAUAAUUUGUUUUCCUCACACAGUGUCCCUGGAUCGCUGAGGAGGCACAGAAGCAAGACUUCAUCGCACGCCCCCCCCCCCCCCCUCUCUCUCUUUCUCUCUCUCCCUCGCACUUCGCACUUCGCACUCAAUCGAAUCGAAGCACAGAAGCAGGACUCCUUCGAAGCAAGCUCAACUCAGAUAAGGUUCCAUUUUAAACCCAACCAACCGAUUACUCACCCCUAAAUUAUUCGCUGCGAAACAAACGGUGCCUAAGUGGCUUGUGAUAUGAUGCUAAGUACUGCUGGUUAAUUUGAACAACAUACCAAUAGUGUGAGAUAAACUACAGAUGGAUAUAGUUGAAUCCAUACUAGAUAUUCCAGUGCAAGAUCCUCCAGAGGAGGAAUUCUCUUCUGCUGAUUUGACUUGGACCAAGCUUGGAACAGCUGACCGGCAUGAUGAUGUAGCUCUCAUUCCUUAUGAGCGAGUUGAUACUUUCAUUAUUGGAGAAUGCUCUAAUGUAGAGUGCCCAACUCGUUUCCAUAUUGAGAGGGGAAGAAAACGAUCAAGGGGCAGCUUAAAGGAGUACAAGGAUGAUGAAUAUUUGGAAUAUAAACUGUAUUGGUGUUCGUUUGGUCCUGAGAAUUACGGAGAAGGUGGAGGCAUAUUACCUAGUCGAAGAUAUCGACUAAACACCCGAAAUCGUGCUGCUAGGCCUCAGUCCAUGCGGGGCUGUACAUGCCAUUUUGUCGUGAAACGCCUAUAUGCUCGUCCUUCACUUGCCCUUAUCAUAUAUAAUGACAGGCGUCAUGUAAACAAGUCUGGUUUUGUCUGCCAUGGUCCACUUGACAGAGAUGCCAUUGGCCCUGGAGCCAAGAAGAUUCCUUAUAUCUGUAAUGAAAUUCAGCAACAAACAAUGUCUAUGAUCUAUCUUGGAAUUCCUGAGGAGAAUGUGCUGGAGAAACACAUUGAGGGCAUUCAGCGAUAUUGUGGUUCAAAUGCAAAGGUUGAUAGCCUUGCCUCACAAUACGUUCAAAAACUUGGGAUGAUUAUAAGGAGAUCCACCCAUGAGUUGGAUCUAGAUGAUCAAGCUAGCAUCAGGAUGUGGGUUGAACGCAAUAAGAAAUCUAUUUUCUUUUAUCAGGAUACUUCAGAAGCUGAUCCUUUUAUUCUGGGGAUUCAAACAGAGUGGCAGUUGCAACAAAUGAUCCGAUUUGGACAUCGCAGUGUCGUUGCUGCUGAUUCAACAUUUGGCAUUAAAAGACUCAAGUAUCCAUUGUGCACACUUCUUGUGUUUGAUUCAAGACAACAUGCACUCCCUGUUGCAUGGGUCAUCACACGCAGUUCUGCAAAACCAGAUGUUGCCAAGUGGAUGAGGGCUUUACUCAGCCGAGCUUCAAGUGUAGAGCCUGGAUGGAAGAUCAGUGGAUUUUUUAUUGACGAUGCUGCAAUGGAGAUUGAUCCCAUAAGGGACAUAUUUGGUUGCCCCAUAUUGUUUUCUUUGUGGCGUGUUCGUAGAUCAUGGCUGAGGAAUAUUGUUAAAAAAUGUGGUAACAUUGAAGUUCAGCGGGAGAUGUUCAAACGUCUGGGAAAAAUAGUUUAUGGAAUUUGGGGUGGACUUGACACCUGGGCUGCCUUGGAAGAGUUGACUCAUGAUUUUGUUGAUCAAACUGCAUUCAUACAAUAUUUCAAAGCUUCUUGGGUGCCUAAGAUUGAAAUGUGGCUUUCAACGAUGAGAGCUCUGCCUCUUGCAAGCCAGGAGGCAUCUGGUGCCAUAGAAGCCUAUCAUGUAAAGCUGAAAGCCAAAUUAUUUGAUGAUUCUCAUCUUGGUGCACUCCAGAGAGUUGAUUGGUUAGUACACAAACUGACAACCGAGUUGCAUUCAAGCUACUGGCUAGAUCGAUACGCAGAUGAAAGUGAUUCUUUUCUAAAUGUCAAGGAGGAAUAUGUUGCUUCUACAUCAUGGCACAGGGCCCUACAAAUUGCUGACGAUGCUGUUACCGUGGAUGACAAGGAUCAGCUCUUUGCCAAGGUCUCAAGUCAAAAAGACAACAAUCUGACGCAUACAGUGUGGAAUCCUGGGUCAGAAUUUGCUUUCUGUGAUUGUGCAUGGUCAUUGCAGGGUAACCUUUGCAAGCAUGUCAUCAAAGUCAAUAUGAUGUGUGAAAAUCGUCAAGGUUAUCAGUCUUCAAUGUCUUUCCAGUCCUUCAAAGAGAUAUUGACAAGUCUCAGGAAAAAACAGACGGAUGAUUCAGUUUCUCUGGAUUUGUUGAUGGCUUGGACACACCAGAUGCUUGAACAAAUCAAACAACUUGUUGAACUGAAUAGUUCAAGUAAUAUCAGCUCUGUGGUAAAUAAUAUGCCACUAAAAUGGGUUUCUAAGAAAGGAAGAACAUCUUUUGGAAUACCAUCAUCGAUUCCGAUUCUUCCAUCCACUUCCAAGACUAGUACGAAGACUGUUGCCGCACGUCCAAGGAAUCGAAAGCGUAAAAGGUUGUGAACUUAAUUACCUGUCCCCAAGUCUGUGAUGCUUAUUCUGUGUCCGAGGAUUUUGUUCUGAGAGGUGCUUCCCUGUAUUUGUCAAUUGAACAAUUGUUCUAGGUGCUAUUUAUAUAGUCACUGCUAGUUUACUGUAAGUGUUGCUUAAUUACUGGGAUUUUCAACAAAAUGUAGGGCUGUCCUGGGAAACUAAAGAGCCUUAGCCUUAUAGGAAUAAAAAAAAGAACCGCAGGAAUCAAAUUGUAUUGAAUUGAUCUUUUAUUUAGCUAUUUAAUUCUAACUCUAGUUCUUUAUUAA
Messenger RNA from Manihot esculenta (cassava), 2993 nucleotides. RefSeq lists its product as uncharacterized. Lineage: Eukaryota; Viridiplantae; Streptophyta; Magnoliopsida; Malpighiales; Euphorbiaceae. The record is from RefSeq and is a predicted model, not a curated record. The transcript is spliced from 7 exons. Bases 547 to 2697 code for a protein of 716 amino acids. Gene Ontology annotation, molecular function: zinc ion binding.